Messenger RNA from Chiloscyllium plagiosum (whitespotted bambooshark), 1760 nucleotides. NCBI's taxonomy places the organism in Eukaryota, Metazoa, Chordata, Chondrichthyes, Orectolobiformes, Hemiscylliidae. The record is from RefSeq and is a predicted model, not a curated record.
CAACUUUCUCCUUCCUUUGGGUUAUGUCCACCACCAAACUCUCUCAUGAGACAGUACUCACAUCAUUAUUUGGUACUAUGGUAACUUUAACACCACGCCACCAAGCUAAAACUCCCUUCUUGUGAAUGGGUGGGACAGGACCGGAAGUGACGCUUUGAAGGGCUGGGCGGGCGGGAAGCGCGCGCGGUUUGAAAGUCCAGGCGGGCAGCGGGAUAACGGUCACGGCAGCCGGCCAGGGCCAUGGAGACGGUGCUGGAGAACCUGAGCCGGUUCGCUGAGGUGCUGGCGGUGGCGCACAGCCCGUGGGCCGCCGACUGGGAUGAUGCGGAGGUAAGCCGGGCUUUCCAGUGGGCCCGCUACCUGGAGCAGCUGAGCCGGCGCUUGGAAGGGGCGGGCUGCGCGGGGGCCCGGGCCGCCGUUCGGCAGCGGCUGCAAGAGCGGCGGCGCCUGAGGCCGAGGGCUCCCCCCGAGCUGCCGCGGUACCGGGCCCUGCUCUUCGAGGAGCUGGGCCGCGGCGGCGAGCUGCUGUGCGGGGCGCUGCUGCACAACCCGGCCGCCUCCGCGCCCGCUUUCCACCGGGCCGCCGCCUGGUACCGAUCGGCGGGCUCAGGUGGAGGCUCGGCGGCCCUCUCCGCGUCGCUGGGGCGGGCCGUCCGGGUAAAGGCGGCUACUCGCCUGUUGCGGUGCGCCUGGGGUUCGGAGCCCGCGGGCGGUGUCGUUUCGGAGACGGGCGGCCAGAUAUUGCGCGAGCGGCUGGAGGAGCGCCUGAGGGCGGCGGGGGGUGAAUUACCGGAGCGGCAGGCGGCGGCCGCCUGCGAGGAACUUCUGAGACGGGCCUUCCCCGGCGGCGGUGAGGAGGAGGAGGAGGGCGGCGAGGCUUUCCAGCCGCUUGCCGCCUUGCUGCUGGCUGAAGGAGUCGAGGGCGGCGGCGGCGGCGAGGCCCGAGCCCGGACCCUGGACUGGUUGCUAGGAGACGGCCGCGCGCUCGCCGCCCUGGGCCGCGCGCUCCCGUGCAGCCAGCUCGCCGCCCUGAGCGCCCGCAGCCCGCCCUUCGCCCGGCGCUACCUGCGCCUGCUGCAGCGCUGGGGCCGGGCCCUGCGCUAUGACGCGGCCCGGGCCGAGUGGGCGCCGCCUUCUGCCGAGGGGCCGAGCUGGCGCCGGCUGCUGGAGCAUUUCGCCGCCCUGUGGCGGGGCCCGCCGCCCGCCCGGGAGGCCGCUGAGAGCGCGCUGCGCGGCCUGAAGGCCGAGGACGGCGACUUUGAGGUGCCGGGUGUCAGCGUCUGGACCGACCUGCUGCUGGCGUUGACCAGGUGAGGGGCAGCAUCUGGAAUCUCCUGCUGGAUAGGAAUCUGAAAUUCAACAUUGGAAACGCACAGCCCGUUUGGCAGCACCCGUAAGGGACACUCAAUAUAUACUAACAAGGCCACUCGGCCCCUUUGGAGCCUUCUGCCGUUCAAUAAUAUCAUGGCUAAUCUAAUUUUAAGUUCAACUCUACUCCACAUCCCCGAUCAUCAUCCAUCCCCUUGUGCAACAAGAAAUCAAUGGCCAAGGAGUUGCGAAACAGCAUCAUUAAAAGUGAACCCUUCUACACUUGGCAUUUGCACUUUUUUUGAACUAUACAUGGACGUCAGGUUGGCGGGUGAUGCCAUACCUUUGUAACGGCAACAAAGCACAAGAGCUACUCCGUACAUCUGGUGUUUGCACAGAGAGAAACAAAGAUGCGUUCUCCCGUCCAAUGUGACAGCUCCGGCAUCUCUCUC